This is a messenger RNA of Harpia harpyja (harpy eagle), 2097 nucleotides long. It is a transcript of the gene PDSS1, whose product is annotated as decaprenyl diphosphate synthase subunit 1. Gene Ontology annotation, biological process: ubiquinone biosynthetic process; isoprenoid biosynthetic process. Gene Ontology annotation, cellular component: mitochondrion; transferase complex. NCBI's taxonomy places the organism in Eukaryota, Metazoa, Chordata, Aves, Accipitriformes, Accipitridae. Gene Ontology annotation, molecular function: prenyltransferase activity. Bases 225 to 1577 code for a protein of 450 amino acids. The record is from RefSeq and is a predicted model, not a curated record. The transcript is spliced from 11 exons.
CUGCGUUGACCGGGCCGGGGCCGGGCGGGCCGGUAGAGCCGGAUCCCCGGUGAAGGGCGGCGGCCCAAGCCCCGUCCCACAGCCGGGUGCGGUGGCCGGGCCGGGCCCUGCCAGGCGGCGCCGCUCUCCCGCCCGGCCCUCAGCCGCGCUCGGCGUCCCGACGGAGCGGCCGGAGACGAGGUGAGGAGCGGCGAGAGGAAGGGAGGGGCCCCCCGCCUGCUCGGAUGUCCUCCCGGCACCCCCGCCGGAGGGUGGCGGCGGCGCCCGGCUUCCGCGUCCGGGUCGCGGCGGUGCCGGAAGGCGGUGCCGGCGCGGCGGGGCUGGGGGUCACCAUGGCCUUGCGCUGGUGGUGGCGGUGCGGCGCCUCCUCCCGCCGGGCGCCGCCGCUCGGCUCCCUGCCGCGCCUCCGCCCGCCGGGGCCCGGCUCCCGCGCCCCGCCGCCGCCGCCGCCGCCGCCGCCGGCCCCCGGCGAGGCGAUGUGUCACUUUACCCAAAGAAGUUCAACUUUGUCAUUUCCAAAAAUAUGUAAUAUAUUUUGGCGGUUUCAUCAUACGAGUACAUCCCACUUGUGCAGCUGCAGUAAGACAGUUAGUGAUGAAAAAUACCAAGACCCUUUUCAACUUGGUAGAAAAGACUUGAAGAAUCUCUAUGAAGAUAUUAAAAAGGAAUUACUUGUAUCUACAGCAGAACUUAAGGAAAUGUGUGAUUAUUACUUUGAUGGGAAAGGAAAGGCCUUUCGACCAAUGAUUGUGGUGCUAAUGGCAAGGGCUUGCAACAUUCACCAUAAUAAUUCCAGGGAGGUGCAAGCAAGCCAGCGCUCUGUGGCCAUAAUUGCUGAGAUGAUCCACACAGCUAGCCUAGUUCAUGAUGAUGUUAUUGAUGAUGCAAAUUCUCGCAGAGGAAAAAUGACAGUCAAUCAAAUCUGGGGAGAGAGGAAGGCUGUUCUAGCUGGUGACUUCAUCCUCUCAGCUGCUUCCGUAGCUUUAGCACGAAUUGGAAACACUACUAUCAUCUCUGUUCUAACUCAGGUGAUUGAAGAUCUGGUGUGUGGUGAAUUCCUCCAGUUGGGUUCCAAGGAAAAUGAGAAUGAGAGAUUUGCUCACUACCUCGAGAAGACUUUUAAGAAGACUGCGAGUCUUAUAGCAAACAGUUGUAAAGCAGUUUCAAUUCUAGGCUGCCCUGAUCCCAAAGUUCAUGAGAUUGCAUACCAGUAUGGAAAAAAUGUUGGCAUAGCUUUUCAGCUAAUAGAUGAUGUGCUGGAUUUUACAUCGUGUGCUGACCGUCUGGGGAAACCAACAGCAGCAGAUCUCAAGCUUGGAUUAGCCACAGGCCCUGUCUUGUUUGCUUGUCGACAGUUUCCAGAAAUGAAUGCUAUGAUAAUGAGACGAUUCAGUAAGCCAGGAGACGUUGAACGUGCUCGGAAAUAUGUGUUGCAGAGUGAUGGUGUGCAGCAAACAACCUACCUCGCCCAGCGCUACUGCCAUGAAGCUACAAGAGAGAUCAGUAAACUGCGACCAUCCCCUGAAAGAGAAGCCCUCAUUCAACUGACGGAAAUGGUACUCGUGCGAGACAAGUGAGAGAACUUCUUCCACUCGUUCUGGCAGCUACUUACCAGACUGUGCCUAAAUGUACUUCAAAAGUUAUUUGCUUCCAACACAGGCUACCAAAAAUUAUUUUUUUAAAAGACUUUUUUUUUUGGAAGUUCUUUUUUUUUAAAAAAAAAAAAGUUUAAAGUGUUUUAUUGUGGGAAACCAUACAAUUCAGAGCAAAUCAAACUGUGCUGUACAAUUGUUUUAGUGGGGGCUUUUAAUUGUGGGGGACAGGGAAGAUGUUUACAUGUUGAUGUACAAAGGCUGCAAUGAGAAUAAAUAUAAAUCAGUGUAUGAGAACGGAAGUUGUUCCAAGUUUCACUUGUUCACACUAAUAAACACAGCAUGCAUGUUACUAUCUGGUAAACUCCUCUGAAGAGAUGGUUUGAAUGCUUUCCUGGUUGUUAAACUACAGAAAUACCUGGAAUUGUAUAUAUGGAAAUUGGUUUAUUAUAAAAGACUCUAUGUAGACUUUUAAUUGGUUAUGUACAUCGAUGAGAAGUUUUCA